UUCAGCUUGGGUUGGAAAGGUUGAGAUUCACAUAGCUCUUUGUAGGAGAGGUACUGUAUAGCGACUGGGGCUCCUGGGGCUCCUGGGGAGAUGUCUCUCCAGCUCCAAAUCAGCACAUACACAGAGGAGUUCAGCUCACCUGGACAAGGGAAACCAACUCGACCAAGACCGUCCUCAGCCCACCGCAGAAAUAACCCCCACCCCAGACCGGACUUCCUGUUGCCCAGGAAACUGCAGACUAGCCACAGGACCUCCCGGUCAGUGUUCCAGGUUGCUACUGCUCCUGUAAACAACGGCCGUCCACUUUUCCCUCCUGUCCGGCACUUGUCUUUUCAGCAUAACUCCGAUGGCAAACGUGCACGCUCUCUCAGUGCUGUGGACACAGAGCCGUCACGCAUGCCACCACUCAGCCCAUCCAGAACAACACAGCACAUGCUGCCACUUGCAGGCUGGCUACACAAACCACACAUGACUGACCCCUCCAUCAGAGACAUGCAACUCCAACCACUCCUAAAAAACAUACAAAGCAACAUGGAUUCCUCCAAGUCAUUACAUCAGAGGCCAGCUUGCUACCUGACUGAUGUCCAGUGUUACCGGGGUGACCAUCCACACUCAUCACAGGGACUGAGGAGAAACUCAGGCAUUGAACAUCGGAAUGGACUUCAAAAUGGCAGCCUCCCAGGCGUUAGGCACCUCCUACCACAGGCCCACUACCGGAGGUCUCGCUCCAAUACUACACUGGAUUCAUGUGGUGGAUACAGCUGUUUCAACGUGGUGAAACCUUACCAGGCUGGAUACUACAUCAUUCAUCCAGAAUUUGUGUCUGAGUGCCUACGCUGAAAGUUUAACCACAUGUUCAAUAAACUGUAAUGGAUUUAUCCGAGAUCUUCUGCAGUGUUUUGAUCUUGACAGCUGAUUAAUUUUACGCAUUAUUCAUAACUCAUUUAUAAUGUAAAGUAACAAUGUAAAGUAAUAUUACCUGAAAUUCAAGUCAUUCAAAUGUAAAUAAAGAAAGC
Messenger RNA from Oncorhynchus tshawytscha (Chinook salmon), 1016 nucleotides. RefSeq lists its product as uncharacterized. Lineage: Eukaryota; Metazoa; Chordata; Actinopteri; Salmoniformes; Salmonidae. The record is from RefSeq and is a predicted model, not a curated record. The transcript is spliced from 6 exons. Bases 91 to 840 code for a protein of 249 amino acids.